Plasmodium knowlesi strain H is the source of this 366-nucleotide messenger RNA. RefSeq names its product conserved Plasmodium protein, unknown function. Lineage: Eukaryota; Apicomplexa; Aconoidasida; Haemosporida; Plasmodiidae. The transcript is spliced from 6 exons. The record is from RefSeq and is a predicted model, not a curated record. The coding region runs from base 1 to 366 and encodes 121 amino acids.
AUGAAGUAUGCAGCUUUUAGGAGCUCCAUGAGGUUUGCCGCCAAAUUCUGUGGCAACAACAACUACAAGCUCUACAUGAACAGCGUACCCCAGUUUUCGAGCUUCGCCUAUGGCAAACACCUGAAAACCAACCCUCUGACGAACAGACUGGACGACCUGCUAAAGCGGAACUCCACGUUGAUUAGCACCAUUAGCAUUAACGGGCUGGAUGACCUGAUCACGCAGUCGUCUAAAAUUGAAUCCAUUUCAAUGGCUGAUUGGCUACUCAACCUAGUAGAAGAAUAUCAAUUAAUUCUAUCACGUGUAAAUAUGACUACAAUAAGCAGUUGGUUUUCCAUUAGGAGCAUUAAUGAGUUGCCAUUGUAA